Molecule: messenger RNA, 2054 nt
Organism: Pelagomonas calceolata
Lineage: Eukaryota; Pelagophyceae; Pelagomonadales; Pelagomonadaceae
Source: the annotation of a GenBank genome assembly
UUCCCAACUCGGCAGCUCGUAGCUGCAGCGGUGCGGCGCGUAUGCAGGACCAGCUCUCUGCAGCUGCAGAGCCAAAGCUUGCAACCAGGGCUAGGCAAUCCUGCCCGCGUGCUACCUAAACCGCAACACAAACACACGUAGAACCGCUGAGCAGCAAACCGUGCAGCACCAGCCACGGACAGAAGCGGCACGCGCGCGCAGCAGCAAAACCACCAAGCACCAGAUAUGCUGCUCCGCCUCGCGCGCCGCCGCUGCGUGCAAAGCCUACGCCAGGCCUCGACGGGACCGAUCGCGGCCUACAACGCCCUCGUCGACGCCGGGAAGAUCAAGCGCGACUCGCACCAGCUGAACGCGCUCGUGCCGCUGCAGCGGCUCCACGACGAAAUUAUAGAGACGGGCUACGCACCCUCACCGAGGCAAGCCAAGGCAGACAAUGAAGAAUCAUCAAACGGCCUGAUGACGAAGUUCGCCUCCUUCGCGCAGUCCAUGGGCGUCGCAAUAGGAGGCGAUACAAACAGGCCGUCGGGCGCGGCGGGGCCCGUGGUCUCCACUUUUGGAAGCAGCUACGCCCAGGAGAAAUUUGUAAAAAAAGAGGAAUCGGAAGUCAUCAAGGAGGCCCUCCAGUCAAAGGCACCCCAAGGCGUCUACGUCCAUGGCGGAGUGGGAACGGGAAAAACUUUUUUGAUGGACAUGUUCUUCGACGAAAUUUUUUGUAGCAAGCAGCGCGUGCACUUCCAUGAAUUUAUGUUAGAUGUCCAUCGUCGUUUGCAUGAGCUGAAGGGGGCAAAUGAACCUCUUAGACGAGUCGCGGACGACAUCGUCGAUAGGGGGUGGCUCGUGUGCUUUGAUGAGUUCCAGGUCACGGACAUCGCUGAUGCAUUGGUCAUGAAGCAGCUGUUUGAGGAGCUGUUCGCUGCGGGUGGCGUUGUUGUGGCUACUUCCAACAGAGCACCUUGUGAUUUGUACGCUAAUGGCAUACAACGACAGUUAUUCCUACCUUUCAUACCCUUGUUGGAGGCGAGAUGUAUUGUGCAUAGUAUAGAGGACUCGAAGACCGAUUACCGCUUGGCGAUCGGCAACACGUCCGAGUCGGCGCAUAUCUAUCUGCAGGAGGGCGAUGACCAAGGUUGGAACGAGGCCCAGAGAAGACUCAUCGGAAGGACGCCUCGAAUCGUGAAAGUCGAGUUGAAAACGGCAUCUGGGAGGUUGGUGAAAGCGCCCCGAGCGGACCUGAAUGCAAGGGCCGCGUGGUUUUCCUUUGACGAGCUCUGUGGUGGCAACACGGGCGCCUCGGAUUUUCUGUGCUUGGCCGGGGCUUUUGAUGUCAUCUUUCUUGAUCAAGUCCCGACGCUGGACAUGCGGGAUUUAAAUAGAACAAGAAGAUUUAUUACAUUAAUUGACGCGUUGUACGAGGCGAACGUCAUCGUCGUCAUCCGAGCUGCUGCAGAACCAUCUAGGUUGUUCGUGGCGGACAAGAAUGCUGUACUAGAUGAAGGGCAUGGCGACCUCAUCGGCGACGCGACGUAUCUCCACAAGGGCGCGCGCGACGAGGCCUUUGCCUUUGAUCGUACCGCGUCUCGAAUCAUCGAAAUGGGCUCGACGGCCUACUUACGACGAGCUCGAAAUGCGCGGUCGAAACGCGUCGGCGACGUUUUACUCGCUGUGGACGACGACGUCGACGUCGACGCUUUGUUUGCGGCAGCGGACGUCGACGGCUCGGGCAAGCUUGAUGAACAGGAGUUCACGGCGCUGCUCGAGGAACUGUCGGAGAAGACGCGGGGCCACCGCAACGUGUCUCGCUUGGAAUUUGAAUUGGCGCGCGGGUCGCUGGAUGCCAAUAGGGACGGCUUGAUUGAUCUGAGUGAAUUGCGUGAGGAAUUUUAUCACCGAAAGCUCAAGGACGCGUCGGACCGACUGUUUCUGGACCGGUCGGGGGAGCUCGUCGCCGGCGCGCCCGCCUGACGCCGUCGACGCGGCCUCUCACCACAUCGCCCGUCGCCCGGCGCCUAUUGUUCAAGUUGUGUUGUGCGCAAGUCUAAGACUUAGUUUUUCAC